Messenger RNA from Sciurus carolinensis (gray squirrel), 1053 nucleotides. RefSeq names its product alpha hemoglobin stabilizing protein (gene Ahsp). Gene Ontology annotation, molecular function: hemoglobin binding. The record is from RefSeq and is a predicted model, not a curated record. Gene Ontology annotation, cellular component: cytoplasm. Bases 637 to 945 code for a protein of 102 amino acids. NCBI's taxonomy places the organism in Eukaryota, Metazoa, Chordata, Mammalia, Rodentia, Sciuridae. Gene Ontology annotation, biological process: erythrocyte differentiation; protein folding; protein stabilization. The transcript has 4 exons.
CCCCUGUCCCGGACAGCGGGGCUGACCUGCACGGAAUCCCAUAUCUGGUAAGGCAGGUAGUCCGGGCUGACGCUAUCAGGGAAGCCUUGAGGCAGGAAAACGGCCUGGAGACCCGAGAGAGGUAGUAAAGCGGCCCCCGGAGACCCCUCUCCGUCCCCAUCUCGUCCUCUGGGUUUCACCGUGAAGGCGGAGAACCUCCACCAGCGCCUUUCUUCCGCUUCCCACUGCAAACUUCCGUCAGGGGUGGCGCGGCAGCCCCGUGCUGCUCCGGAGCCAAACCGCUCGGAGCACAGUGGGGUCUCAAGACGGGCCACGUCAGCCAUCUUUACCCUCCUCGUACGAAUCGGGCUGGAAGACACACCAGACUACACUUCCGGCUCGGCUACGGCGGCUGCGGAGGGGCUAUCUUCUUGCAGUAAUUGGCAGCGGGCUUCUGCAUCUCGCCUUGAACGCCGCAAGAUUGGUCUGGACCUUUUUUUAGGGGGCUGACCUAUCAUCCUCCCUCAGGACCUAGAUACAGGGCGUUUUCUUCUGAGGUGGACACUUGACUUCUUGCCUACAUCUAGCUCAGGACAAAGGGCAUACAUUCUCUGAAGACUGGGGAGAAAAAGGCAGCACCUUCAGACUUGAAGGCAGAUGGCCCAUCUUCAGGCUAAUAAGGAUCUCAUUUCUACAGGAAUGAAGGAAUUUAAUGUUCUGCUGAAUCAGCAGGUCUUUAAUGAUCCUCUUAUUUCUGAAGAAGACAUGGUGACUGUGGUGAAUGACUGGGUGAACUUAUAUGUCAACUAUUACCGGCAGCACGUGACGGGGGAGCAGCAAGAGCAAGACAGGGCUCUGCAGGAACUUCAGCAAGAGUUGAACAUUCUGGCAAAACCUUUUCUGGCUAAAUAUAAGGACAUCCUGAAGUCUUGUAAGCACCCAAAUCAUAAGCUUCCUUCCUCCUAGCCCAGAGAUCCAGGCCUUCAUCUUUAAGAAGCCCUUAAAUCCUGACUUUGUAUAUCAUGUACUAAGGAUGUGCUUCUUCAUGAUAUCUCAAUAAAUACCAAUAUUGGU